Geodia barretti is the source of this 300-nucleotide messenger RNA. The record is from the annotation of a GenBank genome assembly. NCBI's taxonomy places the organism in Eukaryota, Metazoa, Porifera, Demospongiae, Tetractinellida, Geodiidae.
AUGGCUCAGGAUCGUUUCGACGCCUACCUGGCGUGUGGUGUCACUCACCGUGCACGUCAGGCAUUCGCCAAUAUCGCCGUGGUCGCCGGCCUGCUGCCGGCGACCGGGAUUCCGUUGCCCCUGUUCUCCUCCGGGGGAUCGGCCAUGGUGAUGACGCUCGCGAUGGCCGGCGUCCUGUGCGGCAUCAGCCGGCGCACGGUCGGCGGGACAUCCUUCGCGACGGGGGCCAUCCGUUCACAGCCGGCUGCUCCCCAUUUGAUCCCUGUGUUUCUUAUGCCCUACUGUGCUGGUUUUCAUUGA